AGAAAAAAUUCUGUAUUUGAAACACAGGGUGCAUUAUUUAAAUCUACUCAAUAUAUCUCAUAGAAAGUACUCAAAAUAACUGAGACACUGGUAUUCAUACUUAUCAUUGUCUUGAACUUUAAUUAUUAAUGGUUCAAAAUCAAUAUAAUUUUGUCCCCCAAUACUAACUUAAAACUUUGAGUAAGACUAAUGACCUUUGGCGUGUACCGCGCGCGAGGAGCAUGGCCUCAUGGGAGAUUUUCUGCACGUUGAACGAGACAGACACACAUCCACUGCAGACUUGGUAACGUUUUCAGCACCAUCUUCACCACCAGGAGAAAAAAAUCUGCAUCAACUACAAAGUAAAGCAGGUAAUUUUACUCAGAGGACUUGAUGUGUUAAAUUUUGGAAUGAUAUGAUAUUGUUUUAUACAAGCUGAGUAGUGGAUGGUGAUACCACCUAAAUAUUUAUACUGGUUUUGUGGUGGGUUAUUUUAGUCAUACAAAUGCCAAAUCUAAAUUUUGAGAAUUUUUCAGUUCGGUAAAUAUAUUGAUGAGUUCAUGGUCUGUCAUCUAGUGUCACCAUACUAUCUUUUUAUUUAUACAGCGUGGUGAUGUGAUUCAGAUUACUUCAAUGUGGUUAAGUAUUGUACUUUGUUCCAUGUUGACUUAUUUGUAAGUUGUAUCCUCCACCUGAAUUGGUAGUGAGUAUUGGUUAUUCAAUCAGUUAAUCAUACAAAAACUGUGUAAAUAUGGUUAUACACCAUUCUGUCAUCUUCAUACUGUGAGACAUAUUUUCUCACAAUUUUUUUAGGUCACAGGUGAUGAGAUGGCAGUGUAAACUCUGCAAACAUGAGGAGUCAUCAAAAGUGUCACUACUCAAACAUUAUCGAGUGAAACAUAGUACAUUUGGUCAUGGCUAUUCCAUACCCUGUCUUCAUUUGAAUUGUCCUUGCUCUUUAAAGACAUGGGGUGCCUUGCGCUCACACUUGUCUAGGUCUCACAGUUCGCAUGAAACGGAGCGAGCGACCGGCCCAUCCCGCCAAACUUGACCAGCUGAUAGCAAGGUUCACUGAUCGCGCACAUCAAUCCACUGUUCAGUCAGCUGCAGUGACUAACAACACUGCCUUGCUAGCAUUUGUCAUCUCCAGGAAGGUGGAGGAAGCAGAGCUGCCAGAGGAGCUGAAAGGCUUUCUCUGUAAAGCCGCUGACGCGAUUCUGAAUAUGUGCGCCACUUCAGCGGUGUGUUCCUCUCGCAUCGCUGCCUGGCAGACGAUGGUUCAGAGGGCAACCUGGCUCCGCCUCUUCCCUCCAAGAUUAUACAAUCUCACAGGGAAAUAGUGCAAGCAAUUCAUAACAUAAAAUUUAGAAGCUUAGUGGAAGAUAAUACUUUAUGUUAAGGCUUUAAUCUGCAUACUGAACUACUCCACUUAUAUGGAUUUAUGUCUGGAUGAGUAAAUUAAUCUUUUGCAUGUUAGAAAAUAAGGUCCAGGUUGCAAAAAAUGGUAGUUUCACUUAAAGAUUUUUUUUUUUUUGAUUGAAUCAGAAUUUUGGCCUUCAGAUUUUUUGGCCUUGGUUUUUUGUCCUCUCCCAUCCAGGUCAGUGCAGAGUUUCAUAGGAUCACGACCCUGAACCUUGAACCAAAGUUCAUGUCAUCGUUGGACUUGUAUUCAUCCAAACUCCUGUCCUUGUUUCAAGCCAAGAAAGGUGCUGCUGGACAACACCACAGGGCACAGUUAAACCUUCUGCUUCAGAGUGGAAAUUCCAUCGAGAAAAAACGAGAAGUCAUCAUCAGAUGUCUCAUUGACCAUCUGGGAGAGGAUCCAAGUGCCUUAAUCAAAACCUUUGAGGACGGUGCUGAUGCUGUCUUUGUUGAAGAGGCUUUGGCUGAGGAGGUGAUGAAGAUUUAUCUGCUGCAGAAUCAAGACAGGUCAGGCGAACCUACUGAUGUGGGUAUUGUUAUUGAAGGCGUUACUGUUCUGGGCAAACUUGGGAAUCUGAGCAAAGCCUGUUGCUAUCUUUUGGGACUGUGCUAUGCUCUGGAUCUGAAAUACCCCAAGAAUCUCAAAUGCACAUUUGAAGCAUUUCAAAAAGUGUUCAUGGAGCUGGAUCCAGGAAACCUUUCUGUCAAGGUUCAAAGACUGAAAAAUGACCUCUGUUCAUUGUAGACAAAAUUUCACAGGGCUGUUCUUAAAGUGUUAGACUUGUUAAGUGACAUGUAAUGCUCAUCAAAAGGUUCAGUUGCGGCAUUACAUUGUGUUGACAUUCCUGUUCAUAAAUAAUGUUUGUACCAUAAACUGUGUUUUUGUAUUAACUUUCCAGAUUCACAUUAAGGUGUAAAUGGGAGAGUAUCUUCUGUAUGUUUUUUUUCUUAGCGCAAUCCUUUUUGAAACCUUUUUAUUUAAAUUAUGGAUGUUUUUUGGUCACUCUUUAGUUAUCUUCCCAAUUUUUUGGAAUCAAAAUAAGAUGUUCAAAAACUAUGUCACAGUGCAAAUGUUUUUUUUUUUUUCAGGAUUUAUAUUUUUUUUGGGAUCUUAAUUUUAUUUUUGUCAUUUGACCUUUUCUGAAAAGGUAAAGCACUGCGUUCACUUGAGCCACUUUUAUUCUUUGUAUGGCAGGUACAUUUUUCUUGUUGUUAGCAUCAAUAUGCCAGUUUUACAGAGUUUUAUCAAGCAUGCCAAUUUGGAUGCAAUUUUAUUAUAUAAGGCUGUUGUGACUGAAAUUUUAUCCAAGUUUUAUCCACUGAAUGUAGAACAGAUUUCAGCUCACUGUGUUCAGAGAAGGAAUCUGCUAAAUGUGAUUCACAAAAAAAGCUGGUUAAAAUAAAUCAUU
This is a messenger RNA of Oreochromis aureus, 2810 nucleotides long. RefSeq lists its product as uncharacterized. The transcript is spliced from 4 exons. The coding region runs from base 1628 to 2146 and encodes 172 amino acids. The record is from RefSeq and is a predicted model, not a curated record. NCBI's taxonomy places the organism in Eukaryota, Metazoa, Chordata, Actinopteri, Cichliformes, Cichlidae.